GGCCUACUGCUAAAACUGUUCUAAAGGUCUUCAUACUUGUUUGAUCCUAGAAAAUGGACGCAAUAUCUUGGUCUUCUAUGCUUGAACUUGAACGUAUCAAAUUUGGAACAUGAAGUCAGUUUGACUCUUCAUGGCAAUGUUUAUUCGCUUUUAUAGAAGUAAUUGUGUGUACAUGUUAGGGUAGUGUCAUCAUUGACAUUUUGACUGUGUUAUCAAGAUUGCUGACAUUUUCUACACAAGUAAACAAAUGGACACCAACCAACACUGUGAGGAAGACACAACAAUAACAAUGUCACAUGUGUGUAGACUUAACUCUGGAAAUGAUAAUGGCUGUGGAUGUGUGAAAACUUGUGAUUUAUUUGUUCCUUGUUCUUCUGGAGAAAUAGUGAAUCUUGGGAUUGAUAGCAUAGUUGUUAAAGGUGAACCUAGAUCUAUGUCUAAUUCUGGGACUAGAUCUAGAUCUAGUACUAGACCUAGAUCUAGUACCGGUACUCUUUAUACUAACAGUUUAAGUAGGGAAGAUGUAAAACAACAUGACAUUAUAGGCAGAGAAAUUGAAUCUGUGGGUGUUGAUGAGGAACAUCUAUCAGUAAAAGAAGAGUCCAGUUUUGAAUGUCCGUGUGACGUCAAGGCCGAGACAAAUGACAAACUGAACGUUGAAAGUGAAAGUAGCCAGACUCUCAGACGCAGUGUAGUAAAAGAUGAGCCUAUCUGUAUAGAGGAGGAAGACGUGAAACCUGUCAUUAAACCAGAGUGUCUCACAGAUAUCUGUACGGUGAGAACCGAACCACUAUUGGGACAUUUUCCUGACUUUGGUGAUGAAGUGAAACCAAAAGUGGAGAAUUUUGUGAAAGAUGAAGUGUCAGAAUGGGAAGGUCCAGACUUUUUAGAGGUAGGAAAGACAGAAGGACAAGUGGGAGAUGUGGAGGAUACGUGUGCUGAGCCCAUGUUUGUUGAGGAUCACAUGAGUCAGGCUGGAGGACUACAGCUGCAAAUCUCCAAUGUGAGGAGCUUGUGUAUGGAGCAGAGUGCCAACCCCGACACUGAUGUUGUUGCUCCCAGUAGUCCAACUUCAACUUUCUCUGCCGAUCCAGUCACAAGUUCAGGAUCUGUUGUCAGGGCCAGCUGGGAUCACGGUGAAAGUUCUGAUUUCUCGACUUACCCUCAUAGGCCACUGACUUCCUGUUCCCCGGUACAACAGACAAGUGAUAUACUGAGAAGACAAGGUCAAAGUUCAAGCUGCAGAUUUCAGACAGUACAAAGGGUCUAUGAAGUUUGUGGUGCCACGUUUACAUGUAGCAGAAAUCUACGGGAUCACAAAAGAGUACACACUGGGGAAAAACCUUACAAGUGUGAAGUUUGUGGUUCCACGUUUACACAGGCUGGCAGUCUUUUUCGUCACAAAAGAAUACAUUCAGGAGAAAAAUCGUACAAGUGUGAAGUUUGUGGUGCCACUUUUGCACAUGGUAGCAGUCUUUUUCGUCACAAAAGAACACACUCAAGGAAAACACCUUACAAGUGUGAAGUUUGUGGUGCCACUUUUACAUAUGGUAGCCAUCUACAGCUUCACAAAAGAAUACACUCAGGGGAAAGACCUUACCAGUGUGAAGUUUGUGGUGUUACUUUUUCUAGUAGCAGUAGUCUACAUAAACACAGAAGAAUACACACAGGAGAAAAACCUUACAAGUGUGAAGUUUGUGGUGCCACGUUUACACAGAACGGAAAUCUACAGAGUCACAAAAGAAUACACACAGGAGGAAAACCUUUCAAGUGUGAAGUUUGUGGUGCCACGUUUACACGUGGUAACAGUCUACAGGAUCACAAAAGAACACACACUGGAGAAAAACCUAAGUGUGAACUGUCUGGUGACAUCGGUGCUGUGGAGAGAGUCUGUGACCUCCAUCAGAACACAGCAGGUCACAAGCAGAUGGACAACAGAAAUCUCUACGAAGAUCGAGACAUGAGUUUAAAUGACUGUGCUUUUGCAAGUGAAACAAAAGCUGAUGAUAUUGGUGUGGAAAGUGAUGUGUGUAAGAAUGUUUCACAGACAGGGCCAGGAAAUCGUCUUAACGUAAGUUCAAAGCAUGAGUCUUGCGGCAAAAGUCGUAUGUCUUGUGAUAGUAAACAGUCCAUGGGUCAAGGUCUCGACUUCAACCUUUCUUCUGCUGUGUCUUUUGCCAGUGGUAUAAAUUCUACAGAAGCUUCUAGUACCACACCCCCAAAAGUGUACAAAGAGAUGGGCGCUGGUUGCCAAGAUGUAGGCCUACCAACGUCUCUGGUCAGGGAAAGUAGAUACUCAGAAAAACAACCUCACAAGUGUAAUGUCUGUCUUGAGAUGUUUACAGAACUAGGUGACCUACAGAAACACAAAAGAAUACAUACAGGAGAAGAACUUUACAAGUGUGAAGUUUGUGGUGUCACAUUUACUUGUAGCAGUAAUCUACAUAAACACAAAAGAAUACACACAGGAGAAAAACCUUACAAGUGUGAAGUUUGUGGUGCCACGUUUACACAGAGCGGAAAUCUACAGAGUCACAAAAGAAUACACACAGGAGAAAAACCUUUCAAGUGUGAAGUUUGUGGUGCCACGUUUACACGUGGUAACAGUCUACAGGAUCACAAAAGAACACACACUGGAGAAAAACCUUACAAGUGUGAAGUUUGUGGUGCCACUUUUACACUGGCUAACAGUCUUUUUCGUCAUAAAAGAAUACACACAGGAGAAAAACUUUACAAGUGUGAAGUUUGUGGUGUCACAUUUACUUGUAGCAGUAGUCUACUUAAACACAAAAGAAUACACACAGGAGAAAAACCUUACAAGUGUGAAGUUUGUGGUGCCACGUUUACACAGAGCGGAAAUCUACAGAGUCACAAAAGAAUACACACAGGAGAAAAACCUUACAAGUGUGAAGUUUGUGGUGUCACUUUUGCUAGUAGCAGUAGUCUACAUAACCACAGAAGAAUACACACAGGAGAAAAACCUUACAAGUGUGAAGUUUGUGGUGCCACGUUUACACAGAACGGAAAUCUACAGACACACAAAAGAACACACACAGGAGAAAAACCUUACAAGUGUAAAGUUUGUGGUGCCACGUUUACGCGUGGUAACAGUCUACAGGAUCACAAAAGAAUACACACAGGGCAAAAACCUUACAAAUGUGAAGAUUGUGGUGCCACUUUUACACUGGCUAACAGUCUUCUUCGUCAUAAAAGAAUACAUUCAGGAAAAAAACAGUACAAAUGUGAAGUUUGUGGUACCACGUUUACACAGGCUGGCAGUCUUUUUCGUCACAAAAGAAUACAUUCAGGAGAAAAAUCGUACAAGUGUCAAGUUUGUGGUGCCACUUUUGCACAUGGUAGCAGUCUUUUUCGUCACAAAAGAACACACUCAAGGAAAACAUCUUACAAGUGUGAAGUUUGUGGUGCCACUUUUACAUAUGGUAGCCAUCUACAGCUUCACAAAAGAAUACACUCAGGGGAAAGACCUUACCAGUGUGAAGUUUGUGGUGUCACUUUUUCUAGUAGCAGUAGUCUACAUAAACACAGAAGAAUACACACAGGAGAAAAACCUUACAAGUGUGAAGUUUGUGGUGCCACGUUUACACAGAGCGGAAAUCUACAGAGUCACAAAAGAAUACACACAAGAGAAAAACCUUACAAGUGUGAAGUUUGUGGUGCCACAUUUACACGUGGUAACAGUCUACAGGAUCACAAAAGAAUACACACAGGGGAAAAACCUUACAAGUGUGAACUUUCUGGUGACAUCGGUGCUGUGGAGAGAGUCUGUGACCUCCAUCAGAACACAGCAGGUGACAAGCAGAUGGACAACAGAAAUCUCAACGAAGAUCGUGACAUGAGUUUAAAUGACUGUGCUUUUGCAAGUGAAACGAAAGCUGAUGAUAUUGGUGUGGAAAGUGAUGUGUGUAAGAUUGUUUCACUGACAGGGCCAGGAAAUCGUCUUAACGUAAGUUCAAAGCAUGAGUCUUGCGGCAAAAGUCGUAUGUCUUGUGAUGGUAAACAGUCCAUGGGUCAAGGUCUCGAUUUCAACCUUUCUUCUGCUGUGUUGUUUGCCAGUAGUAUAAAUUCUACGGAAGCUUCUAGUACCACACCCCCAAAAGUGUACAAAGAGAUGGGCGCUGGUUGCCAAGAUGUACCAAGGUCUCUGGUCAGGGAAAGUAGAUACUCAGGAAAACAACCUCACAAGUGUAAUGUCUGUCUUGAGAUGUUUACAGAACUAGGUGACCUACAGAAACACAAAAGAAUACACACAGGAGAAAAACUUUACAAGUGUGAAGUUUGUGGUGUCACAUUUACUUGUAGCAGUAGUCUACAUAAACACAAAAGAAUACACACAGGAGAAAAACCUUACAAGUGUGAAGUUUGUGGUGUCACUUUUGCUAGUAGCAGUAGUCUACAUAAACACAGAAGAAUACACACAGGAGAAAAACCUUACAAGUGUGAAGUUUGUGGUGCCACGUUUACACAGAGCGGAAGUCUACAGACACACAAAAGAACACACACAGGAGAAAAACCUUACAAGUGUAAAGUUUGUGGUGCCACAUUUUCAUUAAGUAGCAAUUUACAAAGUCACAAAAGAAUACACACAGGAGAAAAACCUAAGUGUGAACUGUUUGGUGACAUCGGUGCUGUGGAGAGAGUCUGUGACCUCCAUCAGAACACAGCAGGUGACAAGCAGAUGGACAACAGAAAUCUCAACGAAGAUCGUGACAUGAGUUUAAAUGGCUGUGCUUUUGCAAGUGAAACGAAAGCUGAUGAUAUUGGUGUGGAAAGUGAUGUGUGUAAGAUUGUUUCACUGACAGGGCCAGGAAAUCGUCUUAACGUAAGUUCAAAGCAUGAGUCUUGCGGCAAAAGUCGUAUGUCUUGUGAUAGUAAACAGUCCAUGGGUCAAGGUCUCGAUUUCGACCUUUCUUCUGCUGUGUCUUUUGCCAGUGGUAUAAAUUCUACGGAAGCUUCUAGUACCACACCCCCAAAAGUGUACAAAGAGAUGGGCGCUGGUUGCCAAGAUGUAGGCCUACCAACGUCUCUGGUCAGGGAAAGUAGAUACUCAGGAGAACAACCUCACAAGUGUAAUGUCUGUCUUGAGAUGUUUACAAAACUAGGUGACCUACAGAAACACAAAAGAAUACACACAGGAGAAAAACUUUACAAGUGUGAAGUUUGUGGUGUCACAUUUACUUGUAGCAGUAGUCUGCAUAAACACAGAAGAAUACACACAGGAGAAAAACCUUACAAGUGUGAAGUUUGUGGUGCCACGUUUACACAAAGCGGAAAUCUACAGAGUCACAAAAGAAUACACACAGGAGAAAAACCUUACAAGUGUGAAGUUUGUGGUGCCACGUUUAUCCGUCGUAACAGUCUACAGGAUCACAAAAGAAUACACACAGGGGAAAAACCUUACAAAUGUGAAGAUUGUGGUGCCACUUUUACACUGGGUAACAGUCUUCUUCGUCAUAAAAGAAUACAUUCAGGAAAAAAACAGUACACUUGUGAAGUUUGUGGUGCCACGUUUACACACGCUGGCAGUCUUUUUCGUCACAAAACAAUACAUUCAGGAGAAAAACCUUACAUGUGUGAAGUUUGUGGUGCGACAUUUACAUUCAGUUCCAAUUUACAAAAUCACAAAAAAAUACACACAAGAGAAAAACUUUACAAGUGUGAAGUUUGUUGUGUAACAUUUACUUGUGCCAGAAAUCUACAGGAACACAAAAGAACACACUCAGAAGAAAAACCUUACAAGUGUGAAGUUAGUGGUGUCACAUUUACAGAAAGUGGAAAUCUACAGACACACAAAAGAACACACACUGGAGAAAAACCUAAGUGUGAACUUUCUGGUGACAUCGGUGCUGUGGAGAGAGUCUGUGACCUCCAUCAGAACACAGCAGGUGACAAGCAGAUGGACAACAGAAAUCUCAACGAAGAUCGUGACAUGAGUUUAAAUGACUGUGCUUUUGCAAGUGAAACGAAAGCUGAUGAUAUUGGUGUGGAAAGUGAUGUGUGUAAGAUUGUUUCACAGACAGGGCCAGGAAAUCGUCUUAACAUAAGUUCAAAGCAUGAGUCUUGCGGCAAAAGUCAUAUGUCUUGUGAUGGUAAACAGUCCAUGGGUCAAGGUCCCGAUUUCAACCGUUCUUCUGCUGUGUUGUUUGCCAGUAGUAUAAAUUCUACGGAAGCUUCUAGUACCGCACCCCCAAAAGUGUACAAAGAGAUGGGCGCUGGUUGCCAAGAUGUACCAAGGUCUCUGGUCAGGGAAAGCAGAUACUCAGGAGAACAACCUCACAAGUGUAAUGUCUGUCUUGAGAUGUUUACAGAACUAGGUGACCUACAGAGACACAAAAGAACACACACAAGAGAUAGGCCUUGCAAGUGUGAAGUUUGUGGUGUCACUUUAGCUAGUAGCGGUAGUCUACAUAGACACAAAAGAAUACACACAGGAGAAAAACCUUACAAGUGUGAAGUUUGUGAUGUCACAUUUACAAGUAGCGGAGGUCUACAGAGACACAAAAGAAUACACACCGGAGAAAAACCUUACAAGUGUGAAGUUUGUGGUGUCACGUUUGCACAGAGCGGAAAUCUACAGAGUCACAAAAAAAUACACACAAGAGAAAAACCUUACAAGUGUGAAGUUUGUGGUGCCACGUAUGCACGCAGUAGCCAUCUACAAUGUCACAAAAGAACACACACAGGAGAAAAAACCUUACAAGCGUGAAGUUUGUGAUGCCACGUAUGCACGCAGUAGCCAUCUACAAUGUCACAAAAGAACACACACAGGAGAAAAAACCUUACAAGCGUGAAGUUUGUGAUGCCACGUAUGCACGCAGUAGCCAUCUACAAUGUCACAAAAGAACACACACAGGAGAAAAAACCUUACAAGCGUGAAGUUUGUGAUGCCACGUAUGCACGCAGUAGCCAUCUACAAUGUCACAAAAGAACACACACAGGAGAAAAAACCUUACAAGCGUGAAGUUUGUGAUGCCACAUUUACAUUAAAUUGCAGUCUGCAACGUCACAAAAGAAUACACAGAGGAGAAAAACCUUACUACAGGUGUGAAGUUUGUGGUGCCAAAUUUACAUUACGUUGCAAUUUACAAAGUCACAAAAGAAUACACACAGGAGAAAAACCGUACAAGUGUGAAGUUUGUGGUGCCACGUUUACAUUCCAUAACAUUUUACGAAAUCACAAAAGAGUACACAAGAGAAAAACGUUACAAGUGUGAAGUUUGUGGUGCCUCGUUUACACAGAUUAGCAGUCUGCAGCGUCACAGGAAAAAUAUACACAGGAGAAAAAUCUGACAAGUAUAAUUGAUGUUUGUGGUGCCACGUUUGCACGUAGCUGAAGUGUCUAUAGACAUAGAAUCACAAAAGAAUGUUGUUUGUUCUUAACCUUUGAAGAUGGUCAUGGCUUCACAAUUUGGUCUGUUGACAGUGGAUCCGGAGAUGACUGAUAAGACCUAACCACGCUCGGAAGUUUUGCCCACAGUGUGGGCACUAGUAGUCUUGUGUUUGAAUUGUGAUGGAGGCAGAUUUGAACUUGCCCACGUUGCGUUUUCUUGUGGCUUGAGCCAUGUGCUAGGCCUCUGCUGCUUUGGCUCCCUUAGUUAGUUUGCAGCGCCGGGCGGGGCGAUCUAGGGCCAGUGUAUCCUACGAGUCGUUCAGGAUUCCUAGUUCUUUUAGUGAGACUUUGAGGCAGUGUUUAAAACAUUUUUUCCUGCCCUCCAACUGAGCGAUUGCCAUGAAAGAGCUCUUCAUACAUUAGCUGUUUGGGCUACCGGCUGUCCACCAUUCUGACCACAUGGCCGGCCCAUCUGGCUCGCGUUUUCUGGGGGAGGAUGUAGAUCCUGGGGAUUCCGGCCCGCUCUAGAAGAUCCGUGUCUGGGGCUUUGUCCUGCCAUCUGAUGCGGAGGAUUUUACGGAGACAGCUCAGGUGGAGUGGAUUGAGCUGCUUGGCAUGUCUGCUGUAGACAGACGAUGUCUCGCUGGCGUAAAGAAGGAUGGUAAGAACCACCGCCAGGUACACCUUCAGCUUUGUAGAGAGACUGAGUCCUCUCUGCUUCCAGACAUUCUGGCAGAGUCUCCUGAAAGCGGCGCUGACCUUGGCAACUCUGUUGUUGAUUUCAACAUCCAUGUGGCGGAAAAUGCCGUACUGAAGAGAGUUGGGGCAAGGACACACCCUUGUUUGACGCCAUUGGUCACAGGGAAGGUGUCUGUCUCGUCUCCGUCUUCUAGAACCUUCACCAUCACACCAUCGUGAAGCUGUCUGACGAUGGUGAUGAACUUACUUGGGCAUCGGUACUUCUUCAUGAUCCACCUCAGUCCUUCUCUACUGACAGUGUCGAAGGCCUUCGUUAAAUUCACAAAGGUCACGAAUAAAUCGAAGUGUUGCUCCUGGCAUUUCUCCUGGAAUUGGUGGGCAGUGAAGAUCAUGUCUGUAGUUCCCUGUUUGGCCCGGAAACCCCACUGAGUCUCUUGGAGGAGUCCCUGUUUAAGAUGGUGUGUGUGUGCAUGUUUUUAUUUUGUGUGUGUGUGUGUGUGUGUUUGUGUAUGUGUGGCGUAUUAGUAUUAUGAAAAGAGUCUUAUUUAAUUAAUGCAGUGUUUUAUGAGAAUGCUAGAUCAAUAUUAACUUUUCGAGUCCAAAC
Molecule: messenger RNA, 8651 nt
Organism: Aplysia californica (California sea hare)
Lineage: Eukaryota; Metazoa; Mollusca; Gastropoda; Aplysiida; Aplysiidae
Product: zinc finger protein 729-like
Exons: 2
Coding region: 248-6724 (2158 amino acids)
Biological process (GO): regulation of transcription by RNA polymerase II
Cellular component (GO): nucleus
Molecular function (GO): RNA polymerase II cis-regulatory region sequence-specific DNA binding; DNA-binding transcription factor activity, RNA polymerase II-specific
Source: RefSeq, a predicted model, not a curated record